UUACUGCAAAUGCUCCUACUUAAAUCCAAAACCCUAAUUGAAAAAUCAAAACCCCCAAAUUACUGCAUAAUCAACUACCAAAGAAACCAGAGAAAUUACCAUUCAAUUCGCGCAGUAAUGGCGAAUGCUCUGCCGUCCAACCUUCUCGACGAGUCACUCGGCGGCUCAUCCGGCGGCGGAAGGAUGAUUCUGGUGGAGGACUGCGUGGAGACCAGCGGAGCUUUCGUGGUGCACCACUUGCUCAAGCGAGCUCUCAACUCUCACUCUUCCGACGCAGUCGUGUUUCUCUCCUUCUCUCACCCUCUCUCUCACUACGAUCGCGUUCUCCGAAAAAUGGGCUGCAAUCUCAGUGUUCAAAGAGAUAAUAAGAGAUUGCUGUUCUUGGACAUGCUUGCAUUGGAUCAUCUAGAUAGGAAUCGGGGAAAGACUAGCGAGGAUAUACUCAUUGCCUUGUAUGGAGAAAUUCAGAAAGCAGUAGAGAUUUCUCGAUCACACGAAGCCAGACAUCACAUUACUGUAGUGAUAGAUGAUGUCUCUCUUAUGGAAGUGGAUGCCAAUGGCUCAUCUGACCUUGUUCUUGAUUUUCUGCGCUACUGCUGCAGUUUAACAGCUCAGUUUGGUUGUUCGCUUAUUGCUCUUAAUCACGGAGAUGUUUAUUCGACUGUGGAUCAACCUAACCUUCUUUUACAAUUGGAGUACUUGGCGGAUAUAGUGAUAAAGAUCGAACCUUUGGCUACUGGUUUGGCGAAAGAUGUUCAUGGACAGUUGACUGUUACAAACAGAAAUCUUCGAGUUGACUCUGGCAAAUCAAGAAGCAGGAUUCAUAAUUUCCAGUUCAGGAUAAAGGAUAACAGUGUCGAAUAUUUCUAUCCCGGGAGUAAGACUUGAAAUCGACAAACGAGCUUCAAGAAUUGAGUUUUGUUGCGGAUGUUGAAGUCAAGAAUCGAUCUUUGUUGUGAUACUGAAGUCUAUUUUCUCCUUUGACAAGCUCCAUAUGAUGAGACCUCAUUGUUUGUUGCCCGUCUAAUGGGUCAAGAUCUGUUAAACUACAGCCAUAUUUUCAUAUAGUAUUUACUCUA
Molecule: messenger RNA, 1079 nt
Organism: Salvia splendens (bonfire salvia)
Lineage: Eukaryota; Viridiplantae; Streptophyta; Magnoliopsida; Lamiales; Lamiaceae
Product: elongator complex protein 6
Exons: 5
Coding region: 10-888 (292 amino acids)
Biological process (GO): tRNA wobble uridine modification
Cellular component (GO): elongator holoenzyme complex
Source: RefSeq, a predicted model, not a curated record